AUGGAUACUGUAGCAUCAGUAAAUAGACUACGGUCUCAAUUUUUGCAGAUAUGCCCUGAAAAGGAUCAAAUGAGAAGGAUAAUGAAGCCUUAUAGGGAUGAGAAUCUUCCGCAUAAUGAAAUGGAUGGUAAAUUAAAGGAUGCAUAUAUUUUAUCUAGUGGUAGAGACAUUUUAAGUGAAUUAAUAUCACCUCCUAUAACACAAAAUUUUAUGGAUAAAUAUUCUUUAUCUCAUGGUAGUGAUACGAGAGAAAUGUUGGAUAGAAGGCGGAGAAAGACAUCUUAUAUAAAUACAGAUACAAUAAAGGGUUCUGUGGAUAAUUCAAGUAGUAAGAUCUCCGAUGAGAAUGAUAUUAGUUAUCAAGGUACUGCAAGCGAUGUCCUUCAGAAUACAACGGUGAAUACCGAUGAGAUAGAUUACUCCAGUAAUUCUCAAGUCCCUGUUAGUAAUUCAAUGAAUAUAACUGAUAGUCAAAAUAAUUCAUUACAGACUUUAAAAAACAAUAUAACAAGUAAUCCCACUGAUCCAGAAAUUGCAUUAAAUCAUAACAAAAUUAGUAGGAAAUCAACUUCGAGGUUUGCAAGACUUUUUACUGGUAAAAAGGAAAAUAAUGGUAAUAAUAAUAAUAAUAAUCAUAAUAAUGUCACUAAUAGUAACAAUAAUAACAGUGGAGAACAUAAUACUGGUAACCAAAGGAAUAACCAAAAUAAUAGCCAAGCUAACAGCCAACAUCAUAAUAAUAAUUCUGAUUCAAUGAGAGCUCAGAAUGUUAGAAAACGUUCUGUUUCAAGCUUUCAAAAGACUCAUUCUAAAAAACCUAGUGCAUUUGAUAUGAAUUUUGAUUAUGAUGAGAACUUGGAUGAAGAAGACGAUGAGGACGAAGAUGAAGAUGAUGAAACAGAUGAUAAAAAUGUACAUGCUAAAUUUUUUCAAUUGGAUAGUUCUCCAAACAAUAUAUCAGAACCACAUUUGAGAAAUGAGGUCACUAGCAUCAAAAGUGGGAAUGCUACUUCUGAUUCAGGAAGUAACAAUGGUGUUUCCACAAAUAUUUCAAAAAGAAUAUCCCAUUUCCCUCAAAAUAUGAUUACUAGAGGUGUAGCUACCGAUUCAAAGACUAAUCAAUCGAAAAAUGAAAAAAUAUCUAAUAGUAAAUUAGCUAAGAAGGAUAAUUCGUUGGAAGGGAACUUAUCUGAUGAAAAUGCUUCCAACCACAUUAAUCGUAGGGAAUUGAAUAACUCUAUUUCUGAUGAUGAAGAAAAUGUAAUUUCAUACAUUGAUUCAUUUAUUAAUGAGCAUGAUUUAAAUAACCUGACAAAAGAAGAACAUCGCUCUUCGUUGGAGAGAAGUGAAUAUUUCAAAAAUUCACCUGAAUCAGAAAUAGUCAGGUUAGAUAGUGUUGCUCAAGAAAAUAUUAAUCUCGAUAAUGAGAGUGAUUUGUCGGGAAGUGAAAUCGAAGAUGGUGAUAAUUUGUCAUCUUAUGGGAAAUCUCUUUUAUUUUCUGACUUCAGUGCAGAUGACUUUAGUAAAUCGAGAGCAGAAUUCCAUGGCCUUAAAGCAGUCCCUCAUACAGAUACUAUCGGAUCUAAUGGUACUCCUAUAUUGUUUAACAAUUUUAAAUUUGAUAACGAAAAAGAUUCAAUAAUUGAUGAUGGUACAUUUGAUAAAGAUUCUCCUAAAACUCCAAACUAUAAAAGACAUAAUUCUAAUGAACAAAAACUACAGGGUAUAUCAACAAAGAAUUACAAUGGCAAAGGCACAUCAGGAAGACGAUCAUCGCUACCUUCUUUAAAUUUUACUAAAUCUCAUUCAAAUAAAAUUAGGGAUCCAAACGCUAAUAGAAAUUAUAGGAAAGUACUUCGAAAUAUUGAUUACACUUACAAGAAACCUAGAAGAAACUCAACAGACUUGACGUUUAAUCAAACACCUUCAACAUUAAGUGUACCUUUCAGUUCUACAUCUAGUAGACGAAAUUCAGCUACUGCACCAUUGUUGGUUAUUGAAAAGGUGACUGAUUUUAAAAAUGCAAAACCUCAAGAGUCUCACCUAUCUUCAUUAUUCAAAAAGAAACAAGAUGUUAGCAAUCCAUCUGAAUUAUUGGAUUACUUUUCUUUCGUUUCCGGUAGUAAGGUGCCGAAAUAUGAAGGUUUGAAGCUAAGUAUAUAUAUUCACGAUUCUAAAAAGUACAAAAGAGAACCUUUCGAGACUACGGUAAGAAAAACUGCAACUGUUUUCGAGGUGAUUGGGUUCAGUUUAUUUCUUUAUGCAACGUCUAAGAAACCAGAAGAUUUCGAACUUGAUGGUUUAACAACAGUAGAGAUUCAAGAUCCUAAUAGUUUUUCAUUGCAUAUUGUUGAUGAAGAUGGUGAACCUUUUGAAGAUAACUUCGGAAAAUUGGACAGAACAAGACCGAUAAAUACCAUUUCUGAUAAUGAAGUGACACUAUGUAAGGUUGGCAGCGGAGAAAAAGAGAAAAAUGAAGCAAUUACUGCUCUUCCAUAUGAUUUGGACGGUAAAAUUCAUGAUACUGCAAUAAAUGAUAUUACUUCGUCAUCUAUUUCAAAAUCUGUUUCUACAGAAAAAACAAUAAAUCAACUAAGUUAUUACAAACCUAUUGUUGGAAAUAACGAUAAUUUAGAAAAGAAUACGAGUACAAAUUCAUUAAAGAUUAAGGUUUAUCUUUACCCUAACAUCAACCCCAAAUUUAAUUAUACCUACAUUAAGGUAUUAGUGACUGCAAAUAUAAAUGAUAUUUUAGUGAAAUAUUGUAAAAUGAAAAAUAUGGAUCCAAAUGAAUACUUACUGAAAGUUGCUGGUAAAAACCUUUCAUUGGAUUUAAAUGAUACAGUUUUAAGAUUAGAUGGGAACAAUGAAGUAGAAAUAAUAUCAAAGAAGGAUGCUAGAGAAAUACAUUUAGAAAAGAUAAAACCAAAUAUGAAGAAACCAGUUCUCCCAACUAUUCAAAGUAAUGAUCUAACGCCUUUGACUUUAGAACAAAAUACCUCCUACUUAAAAUAUGAUGCACCUAUACAGGAAGCAGCACCAGUAGAGAAUAAAAAGGCCGGCAAAUCAAAGAAACAUUCAAGAUAUAAAUUAACGUUGACAAAACAGAAUUCUGAUCCUACAAAUAAUAAUGGCUCUUCAAGUGUUGUCGGAAGUAGUUUCUUUAAGUCAAGGAAUUCUUCAAAAUCUUCCUUGCAUGGAUCAUUACCAUAUUUUUAUCCAAAUAAAUCGAAUUCCAAUCUAGACGACUAUUCAAAUGAAAAGGAUGAUAAUACAUAUCAAGAUUUGAUAACUGGUGCUUAUCACAAAUACAGAGUUUGGAGAAGACAGCAAAUGUCAUUGAUCAAUAAACAUGAAAGAACGUUAGCAUUAGAUGGUGACUAUAUUUAUAUUGUCCCCCCUGAUAGACAUAUGCAUUGGCAUGAAAAUGUUAAAACAAAAUCGUUUCAUAUCAGCCAGGUCGUUUUAGUAAAGCGUUCCAAAAGGAUACCUGAAUAUUUUAAAAUUUAUGUCAAGAGGGGUCAAGAUGACAUAAAGAGAUAUUAUUUCGAAGCAGUAUCUCUUGACGAAUGUAAAGAAAUAGUCAGCAGAAUUCAAAGCUUGUUAAGUGCAUAUCGUAUGAACCAUAAAAAAUGA
Vanderwaltozyma polyspora DSM 70294 is the source of this 3636-nucleotide messenger RNA. RefSeq names its product Avo1p (gene AVO1). NCBI's taxonomy places the organism in Eukaryota, Fungi, Ascomycota, Saccharomycetes, Saccharomycetales, Saccharomycetaceae. The transcript has a single exon. The coding region runs from base 1 to 3636 and encodes 1211 amino acids. Gene Ontology annotation, molecular function: phosphatidylinositol-4,5-bisphosphate binding. Gene Ontology annotation, cellular component: cytoplasm; TORC2 complex; plasma membrane. The record is from RefSeq and is a predicted model, not a curated record. Gene Ontology annotation, biological process: TORC2 signaling.